AAUGGGGGAUUUCGGCAGAGGAUGGAUGUCCGUGCGGUCAUGUCGCUCGCGCUGAGCUCCAGAUUCUUUAAGAGCACCAAACUCUGCAUCUCGCCACUGUGUGCUUCUCUCCCUCGUAGAUCUCGUUGUUCUUUCUCCCUCCUGCUCCCUCGCCGCUCUCCCUCUUCUCUUACUGCCAGGCUCUCUCUAUCCACUUUUGCCGCCAUGGGAGACCCUCCUGAUACCACCAUGGACGCUGUCCAGCGCCGCCUCAUGUUCGAAGACGAAUGCAUUUUGGUGGAUGAGAAUGAUCGUGUUGUCGGUCAUGAUUCCAAAUACAAUUGUCACCUGAUGGAGAAGAUUGAAUCUGAAAAUUUGUUGCAUAGAGCUUUCAGUGUGUUUCUGUUCAACUCAAAGUAUGAGUUGCUUCUUCAGCAACGAUCUGCAACAAAGGUGACAUUUCCUCUUGUGUGGACAAACACCUGCUGCAGCCAUCCACUGUACCGCGAGUCAGAGCUUAUUGAAGAGCACGCUCUUGGGGUAAGAAAUGCGGCUCAGAGGAAACUUUUGGACGAGCUUGGUAUUGUUGCUGAAGAUGUGCCAGUUGAUCAGUUCAUCCCAUUGGGUCGCAUGCUUUACAAAGCACCUUCCGAUGGCAAAUGGGGGGAGCAUGAACUUGAUUAUCUGCUAUUCAUAGUUCGGGAUGUUGGUGUUCAUCCUAAUCCAGAUGAAGUGGCCGAUAUUAAAUACGUGAAUCGGGAGCAGUUGAAGGAGCUGUUGAAGAAAGCUGACGCCGGUGACGAAGGAUUGAAACUGUCUCCUUGGUUCAGACUAGUCGUGGACAAUUUCCUAUUCAAGUGGUGGGACCAUGUGGAACGAGGAGAUCUUAGAGAGGUCGCUGACAUGAAAACCAUUCACAAAUUGAUCUAAAUUGGUGGCAUUGUCGAAAUAAAGUUGGUUUCUUGUGCUCAAAAAUGGUGAAGGAUUUAUUGCACUGGUCUUUUGAAGUUGUUCUUUUUUUUUUCUUUUUUUUUUUGGUUUGAACAUCAGAACCGUGAUAAUGGAUUGUAUCUUAUAAUUAGCUGAGAAGUGUGGUCUGAAUAUUGGGUUAGUGGGACGUGAGUACUCAUUAAUAAGAUCCUGGAUGUUCUCAAGUAAUUUCGUGCAGGAUACUAAUCCAUUACUUCUGGUCUUUGGCUAUUUUCAAGUAA
Molecule: messenger RNA, 1190 nt
Organism: Neltuma alba
Lineage: Eukaryota; Viridiplantae; Streptophyta; Magnoliopsida; Fabales; Fabaceae
Product: isopentenyl-diphosphate Delta-isomerase I
Exons: 6
Coding region: 22-909 (295 amino acids)
Biological process (GO): isoprenoid biosynthetic process; isopentenyl diphosphate biosynthetic process
Cellular component (GO): cytoplasm
Molecular function (GO): isopentenyl-diphosphate delta-isomerase activity
Source: RefSeq, a predicted model, not a curated record